Rhizoctonia solani is the source of this 1401-nucleotide messenger RNA. Its product is annotated as Peptidase family M28 protein. The record is from RefSeq and is a predicted model, not a curated record. Gene Ontology annotation, biological process: proteolysis. Gene Ontology annotation, molecular function: metalloexopeptidase activity. Bases 1 to 1401 code for a protein of 466 amino acids. Lineage: Eukaryota; Fungi; Basidiomycota; Agaricomycetes; Cantharellales; Ceratobasidiaceae. The transcript is spliced from 7 exons.
AUGCGUCGCAGUCUGGGAAGUUUAGUAUUCGCAUCUGCUCUCUCUGCAGGGGCCUCUGCUCGCUCGAUAUGGAUUACUCAACGGGACACCGGCUUUCCUGAACGAAUUUCCCAAUACUCGGACUGUUUAUCCACCUCGUACUACGGAACAUAUGGCCAAGACUUGACCCAUGUUUUCGUCUCGGAACCCGAAUGCCUCAGCACUAUCCAGCCUUACCUUACAGAGUCUGCCCACACUUCUGCUGUUCGAGAAGCCAAGGAAGACGAGGAGCACAAGAUGUUGUUUUGGCUUGAAGAGGCGCUCUUGGACAACGCCAUCCGUCCCGCUGGCAUAAAGUCGGCCAGGGAGAGUAUCUCCGACUUUGUGAGACGCGUCAAUGAAGCAGGGCGUAACCUCGCUGCAGGCCAGGUGCUCGUGAACGACGAAGAGUCGGAAGUUGCCUCGAUUCUAUACAGCACUAAUACCGGCACACUCGUCUCCCUCUCUCCAUCUAAUACCGGCACACUCGUCUCCCUCUCUCCAUCCCUACUUCAUGAACUCGACAAGAUACUGCCUCAGUAUAUCAACCCAACCAUGCUCCCAACAACUCCUCUCCCUCUUAUGGCGGAGAAAACCAAGCAUAGUGCCAAAUACCUCAAUAAGGUCCUCAGCAACCUUCGAUUCAACCCGGAUAUCUCGCGCCUUACAUCUUCGCUUUCCUUGGACAAGAUGCAAGACAACAUUCGCUGGCUUACCGGAGAAGAUUCGAAGUCUCCUAUUAUUAGCCGGCACAGCUUCAGCCCAGGAGCUCGAGUUGCCGCAGAUUGGAUCCAAGGCAAGUUUGAGGCUGCGGGCGGAAAGUGCAAGCAGAAGCCCUUCUUGGAAGGCUUUUCCCCAACGUUGUCUGUCGGUUCAAAGGAACUGAUAACACAACCGGAUGAUUCGAGAGGAAGCUUUGGUUCAGUUCGUGCUCCGGGUGGUGAUGACGACGGCUCUGGCGUUACCCAUGUUCUCGCCAUCGCUCAAGCCAUCUCGGAUAACAAGAUUAGCUUCAAUACCAAUGUCGAGCUGGUAGCAUUUGCAGGAGAGGAGCAAGGCUUACUCGGCAGUCGUGCUUACGCUGCCGAGUUACGUCAAGUCGAUGCCAACAUUACACUCAUGAUCCAGGCCGACAUGCUGGCUUACCGUGAUCCUUCUGAGCCCCUUCAGCUAGGACUUCCUGAAUUCAUCGGUCUCCCCGAGGCUGGGUACCUAGUCGCGAACGUUUCGAAGAUUUAUGCUCCCGAGCUGACAGUGGGACUUUCUGCAGCCUGUGCAGUGAUCACCAGUCGUUCCAUGAACAAGGUUUCCCUGCCACCCAGGUCUUCGAACGCGCCGGACCUAUCAUUGACCCGAUGUAUCACAACAGCGGUUCGUCUGUAA